CCACCUGUUCUUUGAAUUUCAUUCACCACAUCAACUUAAUUCUCUCUUCCGUUUCAUUAGCUGUUUCAAAAUCAAGCUUAUGUUCAGAUAGUGUAAAUUGAAUCAGUUCUAACGGUGUGUAGUUGACAACACAACCGCGCGCUUUGCUGACAGUCUUCAUGCAUUUUUUGCAAAGGAUUUCACCAUUGAGGGGAUUAAGUUGUAUGCAGCCAAUGUAACCUAUCCCAUCGCUGAGAAGAAAACGUAUUUUACUGCAUAAAUGGUUUUUGGAAGGUUGCAUUUUUGUAGUUUUAUCGUUACAGCAGGUCUAGUUCCAGGAAACGAAACGAUGAGUAUGGUUGAGCUCAGCUAAGUCAGCACCCUGACUUGACAGCUCGAACUGUCAAACAUCAGAUAGCUAAGCUAACCCUUUGAUUGAGCUGGACUGCCAAGGGGUAGCUAAAACAUUGUCACCAUGAGAGUAAGUUCAUCCGUUUUUGCCUCCUUUUGCCUCAUAUUUGAGCUGUUUGGCCUGGCACUGUUCUUGAGGGGAUUUUUCCCUCUUCCUGUCAAAUCAUCAUUUUCUUCCAAAAGUAAAGUUUCGGACCUGCCAGCUGAACCACUGACAGGGAAUGGUCCUAAUGCAUCGAAAAUCCCACCACCUUUGUUCAAGAAGGUAGUGAUUGUAUUAAUUGAUGCCUUGAGAGAAGACUUUAUAUUUGGACCAAAUGGGGCCAAGUACAUGCCGUACACAAGACACCUGGUCGAGCGGGGAUCUACGCACAGUUUCAUAGCUAAGGCCAGAGCACCGACUGUCACAAUGCCAAGGAUCAAGGCCCUGACCACGGGCAGCAUCCCCGGCUUCAUCGACGUGGUGAUGAAUCUGAACUCGGCCACGCUGUACGAGGACAACCUGCUGUGGCAGGCCAAGACGGCCGGCAAGCGCAUCAUCUUCUACGGAGACGACACCUGGGUGCGCCUCUUCCCAAAGCACUUCAUGGAGUACGACGGCACCACCUCCUUCUUCGUCACCGACUACACAGAGGUGGACAACAAUGUGACGCGUCACCUGGACAGCACUCUGAAGAGGGACGACUGGGACAUGCUGAUCCUGCACUACCUGGGCCUGGACCACAUCGGCCACAUCAGUGGUCCCCACAGCUCCCUGGUGGGGCCCAAGCUGCUGGAGAUGGACGACAUCCUCAAGAAGAUCCACGCCGCACUCAUCUCCAAGGAGACGGAGGGGAGCCUGCCCAACCUGCUGGUGCUCACUGGGGACCAUGGCAUGUCUGAGACGGGCAGCCACGGAGGCUCCUCGGAGCCCGAGGUCAACACCCCCCUGGUCCUCAUCAGCCCCGCCUUCAAACGCAAAGCGGCCAUGGAGAAGCCUAGUGUGGUGGAGCAGGUGGAUUUGGCCCCCACCCUGUCUCUGAGUCUGGGCCUGCCCAUCUCCCAGAACAGCGUUGGGCGUCUGAUCCCCGCCGUGUUUGAGGAGACCCCCCUCCGAGAGCAGCUACGCUACCUGCACCUCAACAGCUACCAGCUCCACUGCCUACUGCGGGACAGCACGCUGGACUACCAGAAGGAGGAGGGCUACGAGUUGUUCCGCGUGGCGGAGAGGUCUCACGGCAACUGGAUGAAGCUGUACCUGGAGGGCAACACAUCGGAGGUGCUGGGCAACAUGGGCCGCAAGGUGCUGCGCCAGUACCUGGAGGCCCUGCACGCCAUGAGCUCCGCCCUCAGCCGCCAGAUGGGCAAAUACGACAUGUACUCCAUGGUGGUGGGCACCAUCCUACUCAUGCAGACUCUGCUGCUGCUGCUGCUGGCGAUGCCCGAGGCCCUGAGCGGCUGUGCGGUGGUGGACGUGCCGGUGGGCUCGGCGCUGCUCUCGCUGCCCUUCUACCUGCUGUGCCUGCUGUGCUCGGCGCUGCACGUGGCCAUCUGCACCUCGGCCGGGGCCUCCUGCUACUUCUGCGGCCUGCCCUGGGCCCUGGUGUUCGCCGUCAUCGCCUGCUCCGCCGCCCUCCUUAGCGCCCUCGGCACCAUGGUGUUCAGGAGACUGGCUCUGGGCAGCAAGUCCCCCACUAAGGGUGUCUCCCCAGGGGGCUGGGAGCUGUCCGAGCUGGACGUGCUGCUCUUGGCUGGGACCGUGGGCCACACGCUGAGCCUGGGAGCCUCCAGCUUUGUGGAGGAGGAGCACCAGUCCUGGUACUUCCUGCUCAACACGCUCUGCCUGGCCGUCUUCCAGGACGUCUGCCGCAAGUACUUCCGGGAGCGGCGCCGGAGAGCCAGCCAGGGCCUGGACAGCGAGGACGACGAGCCCCUGCUCCCAUCCUGUAAGGAGAACAGGCCCCUGCCCUCCGUCGCCCCCGGCGAUGACCCGGACUCGUCCCCGCUAGCGGACCUGGGUGUCAGCAGGGGCUCGGAGAAGUGGCUGGCCCUGGCAACACCGCCCCUCACCCUGGCCUGCUGCAGGCUGCUGCGAUCACUCAACCAGACGGGUAUCCAGUGGGCACACCUGCCUGACCUCAGCCACUGGCUCAACAGUGGUGAGCAUAAGGUGGUCCUCUCGCUGCUCUCCAUGGUGUCCCUGGUGGUGAUCUUCGUGUUGGUGCAGAGGCGCUGCUUGGCGGUGUCCAAGAUGGCCCUGGCGCUCGGCCUCCUGGGAGUCUUGUUCCCAUGGCAACGCAGCAGCCGCUCAGCCGCCUCCAAGGGCACGGUGGAGGCGCGCUUCGUCUACGUCUUCGUCCUGGGUAUCCUGUUCACUGGCGCCAAGGACCUGCUCCGCUCGCAGCUGGGCUCCAGGGAGGGGCGUCUGCGCAGCCGGGGCCUGUGGGAGGUGUACAGCGGCGUGGUGCUGCUGGUGGCGCUGCUGCUGCGCGCCCACAACCUGCCCACGCUGGCCGCCUGCCUACUGGUGCAGUCGCUCAUGGCCCAGUUCAUCUGGAAGAGGCUGCACUAUGACGCCGUGCAGACCACCAUCAUGCACUACUGGUUCGGGCAGGCCUUCUUCUACUUCCAGGGAAACUCCAACAACAUAGCGACGGUGGACAUCUCCGUGGGGUUUGUGGGUCUGGAGAGUUAUGUGGAAGCCCCGGCCAUCUUCCUGACCGCCCUCAGCACCUACGCAGGGCCCCUACUCUGGGCCUGCCACCUGGUCUGCUACCUCAGCUCAGAGAGAGACAGGAGCAGUGGUGCGCUGGGUCACGGCUGCUACUGCUUUGCGCUGCUGCGCUCGGUGCCGGCCGUCUUCUACGUGCUGCUGGUGACGGUGCUGCGCUACCACCUCUUCAUCUGGAGCGUCUUCUCUCCCAAGCUGCUGUACGAGGCCAUGCACACCCUGGUCACCACCCUCAUCUGCGUCUUCUUCACCUUCAUGGACCAGAGCCCGCCCACACUCAGAGCCUAACGCACACCAACGGAUGGACGCGUAAACAUGCACACACACGCAGACACACACAUACGCGCACACACGCACACACACACAGACACACACAUACGCGCACACACGCACACACACACCUUAACCAAAUGCAUAUCCUGACCACAUUGACGUCUGCACCCUUAUGAACCAAAGUUCUUCAUUCAAGCAGUCUUUACUUGGCUACCUAUCCACGUCACACGCAAAUAGUGUACAUAAAUGUGCACGCACACACACACACACACACACACACACACACACACACACACA
This is a messenger RNA of Engraulis encrasicolus (European anchovy), 3670 nucleotides long. It is a transcript of the gene pigg, whose product is annotated as phosphatidylinositol glycan anchor biosynthesis class G (EMM blood group). Gene Ontology annotation, biological process: GPI anchor biosynthetic process. Lineage: Eukaryota; Metazoa; Chordata; Actinopteri; Clupeiformes; Engraulidae. The record is from RefSeq and is a predicted model, not a curated record. Gene Ontology annotation, cellular component: endoplasmic reticulum membrane.